AUGAAAUGAAAGGAUUGAAGAUCUCGCUACGAACGAAGCUCCUGUCAGAGCUCGCCUGGUCUCAGUAUCCCCCCGCCACCCUCCCCAUCCCCUGAAUCACGGCGCAUGAGACCUAAGGCUGCAGUCUUACACGCUGCGUUCCAGGAAGGGACCGGAGCUGCGCUGAUUUCUGUUUUUCCACAACUGUCGAGGGGACCUUUCUGGUUCGGGGGAUUACUCCAACAGGACAACCAGAUGCUCGGAGUGGGAAGACUGAAAAGAAGCGAGUUCUCUCUCUCUUUCAACUGGCUCUGAAAGGUUCCUGUUAAGCCUAAGGACAAGCUUGAGAAGUGAAAGCCAUCACUCAGAAAUUUAGAGUCUGAUUUUCAAUUUUCAUCAACGAUUGAUGAGACUUUUAAGGCUUCACAUUCUGAUGGGCACAGUGUGCAUUGAUCAACUUACCUGAACACUUGUAUGUUGACACUUGACUGGCUAAGAUGGUCAAUCGUGCCUCUCUGUGGCUUACGUCAGUGGCUUUGUGUGUGCUGUGUUACUGUGGAACAAAUUCCACCCAGAAGAGUUUGCAACAUCGAAUAUGGAAGAUGGAACAAUCAAAAGCAAGCUUAGUAGCCCAUCGCCGUGUAAAACGUGGCUGGGUGUGGAACCAGUUCUUCAUCGUGGAGGAGUACACUGGAACAGAGCCACUCUAUGUUGGAAAGAUUCACUCAGACUCGGACAAAGGAGAUGGCUCCAUUAAGUACACCAUAUCAGGGGAGGGUGCUGGGACAGUGUUCAUUAUCGAUGAGAUUACAGGGGAUAUCCAUGCUACAGAGCGAUUGGACCGCGAAGAAAAAACCUACUACACCCUUCGUGCUCAAGCACGGGACAGGCUGACUGACAGACCUCUGGAGCCUGAAUCGGAAUUUAUCAUCAAAGUCCAGGAUAUUAAUGACAGUGAGCCAAAAUUCCUAGAUGGACCAUACGUUGGCAGCGUGCCUGAGUUGUCACCCGUAGGCACCUCUGUGAUGCAGGUGACUGCUUCAGAUGCAGAUGACCCAACGUAUGGCAGCAGUGCAAGAUUAUUGUACACUCUGGUGGAGGAACAGGACCAGUUCACAGUGGACCUCAAGACUGGAAUAAUCCGAACUGCUGUAGCUAACCUGGACCGUGAAAAGAAGGACCAUUAUGUCUUAGUCAUUCAGGCCAAGGACAUGGCAGGACAGCUGGGUGGAUUGUCUGGGUCAACUACUGUUACAAUCACUGUCACGGACAUCAAUGAUAAUCCUCCUCGAUUCAACCAGAAACUGUACCAGCUGAGUAUGCCUGAGUCGGCAGCUGUCGGAACAACAGUGGGAAGGGUGAAAGCUGAAGACGUUGACUUGGGCCAAAACUCGGAAAUGACCUACACCUUGAAAGAGGAAGAUGGUUCCGAUCGGUUUAGCGUUAUCACGGACACAGAGGCACAGGAAGGGAUCAUCAUCUUGAGAAAGCCACUGGACUUUGAAACCAAGAGGAUACACAGUCUAUUGCUGGAAGCAGUGAAUAAACAUGUAGACCCUCAGUUUGAGAACCUCAGAUCUUUUAAGGACUGGACCAGUGUCAGAGUGAUGGUGAAAGAUGUGAAUGAACCACCUGUAUUCAACUCACAGGCGAAAGUGAUCGACGUUCAAGAGGACGCCCAUGUUGGGAGUGUCAUUGGCUCUGUAACUGCACAGGAUCCUGACAUAACAAACAGCCCGAUCAGGUACUCCAUUGAUCGUAACACUGACUUGGAGAGGAUAUUUAAUAUGGAUGCCAACACUGGAGACAUCACAAUUGCGAAAAGGCUAGACCGAGAGACAGCAGGAUGGCAUAACCUGACCGUGAUAGCAAUGGAAGCAGAUGACCACUCCCAAGUGAGCAAGGCUUCCCUUGGUGUCAGGAUUUUGGAUGUCAAUGACAAUGCUCCAGAACUUUCCAUGCCAUUUGAAGCUACUAUUUGUGAAGAUGCCAAAGCGGGUCAGCUGAUCCAUACGGUCAGUGUGGUGGACAAGGAUGAACCACAGGGCGGCCAUCGCUUUUACUUCACAUUGGUUCCUGAAGCAGCUGACAGUCGCCAUUUCAGCCUCUGGGAUAUCAAAGAAAACACAGCUGGAAUCCUAACGCACAGAAAUGGCUUUAACCGUCAGGAACAGGACAUUUACUUUCUCCCGAUUCUUGUGGUUGACAGUGGACCACCACCCCUGAGCAGCACAGGUACCCUCACAGUCCGGGUGUGUGGGUGCGACAGUGAUGGCACUAUCCAGUCAUGCAGCACCACUGCAUACGUUGUUUCUGCAGCCUUGAGCCCAGGGGCACUGAUAGCUCUGCUAGUCUGCAUUCUUAUACUGAUAGUACUUGUCCUGCUCAUCUUGACACUGAAGAGGCACAGAAAGGGUCACAUGAUCUCAGAGGAUGAGGAAGACAUGCGCGACAAUGUCAUUAAGUAUAAUGACGAAGGAGGAGGGGAAGAAGACACUGAGGCCUAUGAUAUGACGACAUUGCGAAGUCUAUAUGAUUUUGCAGAAGUUAAAACAAACGGAGAAAAUGUGGCCCCUGAACUUCAUUCCCUGCCCCAAUGGUUUCAGAAUCCAGAUGCAGAUUUUUCCAUUUUCAGGAGUUUUGUCUGUAAAAAGCUGGAAGAGGCUGAUGUUGACCUCUCCGUUCCUCCGUAUGACUCUUUUCAAACAUACGCAUAUGAAGGCACGGGCUCUGUGGCACAGUCGCUCAGCUCCAUUAACUCUCUGUCGACUGACUCAGAUCAGGACUAUAACUACCUCAGUGACUGGGGGCCUCGGUUUAGGCAGCUGGCCGGACUUUACUCAGGAAACCAGGCAGAUGAUGGAUCAUAGCAUCCGAGAGCGAAGCUCCCAGUUCCUCUUGCAUUACUGCAAAAGUGAUACGAUCAUACCCAACAAAAACAGUGCAGCUUAAGUCCUGAAAGCUGACACUCGGGAAAGUCAAAAUGAAAACUUUCCUCUUCAAAUCAAACACCUUCUCUAACUAAAGUCCCCAACCUGGAAAUUGGCAAAUCUUUUUCAAUCAGUUACUGUGGCUGAAGAUUGAGCAGUAAAAUGGUGAUUGAAAACACAAUGUAGAACAUGGUAUAGAAUCGUGACUAAUCUCCAGUCUUCAAUGCAUUAAAAAAAACCUGGCAGCUACAGUGAAGGUAUUACUCAAGUAUGGUGCAAUGGUCCAAAUUUGAAGACAAUAAUAGGUCAAGUAACUGCAGACCAUAAAGUAGCAAUGAUGUGUAUGAGGUGACAUUCGCUGUUUUGAAAUUAUUUAUUUGUUUGAUUCUUAUAAAUAAUUCUGUUAAAAUCCUUACAAAAUGUCCUUGCUUACAUGAUUUAUUUAUUUGAAGGAGAAAAAGAGUAAGGGUUCAUAGGUAUUGGCACUGCUGCCAGCUUUGAUUACACAGUAAGUUGGCAGUGCCAGUUCUAAUUAAUAACAUUAAUACUGAAGCCAGCUGGCAGUGGUUAAAAGGUAUCACCAGGUUAAUUGUAGAUUGCUGGGAAGUACUUCGUCCAUGGUACCCCAAAAUGAAAGCCAAUUUGCAAACAUCGAUUCAGAAAAGAUUCAUCAAAAAGAAAACAAAAGGUCACUGGCAAGGAAAAUGGGAACUGAAAUAGUCAUUGAUAGCUUUCUUUACUUGAAUUGAAAAGAGAGGAAUUAGCCAUCAAGUUGACACCCAAAUGGAAAUUGAAUUCCCAGUAGCCUCACAAUGUUCAGCCGACCAAUCAAGAGAUGUAUAAAUUGAAAGCUAGAAUUCUGUGACUUUGUAUUUCACAAAGGUUUGUGCAUAUCUCCCUAAAAUGCACUGUACGCUCAAUGUACCAGGGUAAACAAUUCUCUGUGCUCUUGCUGGAGGGCAAUGCAAACAGAAAUGCUGACUUGAUUGACACUGACAAUAAAAUGAUAAAUCAGGGCCACUGGUUUAUGGUGACUACCAGCCCCACACCUCACUCAAAUACUUGAAUGAGGAAUUAUCUGUUUGAAUAGUUGGGAUACCAGGACUUUUACAUGCUUCGUGAAUCAAUUUGUUUUUCCACAGAAAUAGAAAAACUAGUAUCUGUAAGGUGUAAAAAGGCAGAACUCAUCUGUCGCUGAAUAAACAAGUCCAGAAUAUGUUUUUAUUGUUUUAGAUCUAAGACUUUUAAUGAGAGAUUCAAGGAUUAUGUUCUAACAAAAAUUGAAAAAUGCAAUCCAGUGGCCUUGGUCACAACAAAAAAAAUAGUUGGGUGACUUUACUUGUAUUUGUGAAGGUUACCUCUAUUUUGUUUUUAUUUUGUUUGCUACACUUCCAGUGAACUUAAUAGCUUGCAAACACCAUUGGCAGCUUCAGAUCCUCUAGAACUGCUAUGUCAGAACAGAUGGCCUCCAUAACAUAUCCUUGUCACUUCGGAUUCUCUCAGCUGUACCUGCCAUUGUUUUGUCCUAUUGCUGGAGUUCACUGGUGUAAGGAAUUCUUUCAUUUGAAACAACUCUCAUUGCUUCUGGGACACUGAUGCAAUAAGUGGAAGCUUUACGUGACAGUUUCCAUAGGUCUGAGUUCUAUUCUUCCUUUUCUUGAUUGUAAUGUGGCUUGAGCAUUGAUGUUUGCUCAGUUCCUCGCAGACCUCCCCAUCAAACCUUGACAACACGGUCAACCAAAUUCAGACACGUUCUUGCUGGGACCUCAGGAUAUUUGAGGCUUAAUGACACACGCUCACCAUGUAGUGUUCUUUAACUAUAAAAUCCAAAACAACCCUUUUGUGUCACAAAGAAUCAAAAGCAUGUGGAAUGGACACAGAACUUCCCCAGUUCGGAUGCCCUACAGGUGGAACUACCAUCCUUCAAAAUAAAUGUCAGAAGUCAACAGGAAGGAACAGACUGAACAUUUCUGACAGUUCUGGCUGUAGGCUGUGCUAGAGCUUGCAAAGCAUGACUUUUUCUACAGAAAGAUGUUGUUAUUAGGUCCACUGUGUGAAAUUCAAGUAUCUGUGUCAGUUUUCCUUUUGCUGUAAAAUAUGACAGAAUUGGUACAUUUUUAUAAUGCCACGCACCCCAGACCCCUUCCCUGUAUAGUGAUCAGAAGGAAGCAGCGAAAAGGUAAAUAUUUCUGGUGCUAUGUUCAAUAUUUUGAAACACGAUAAUCAGAAAAUA
Molecule: messenger RNA, 5142 nt
Organism: Stegostoma tigrinum
Lineage: Eukaryota; Metazoa; Chordata; Chondrichthyes; Orectolobiformes; Stegostomatidae
Product: cadherin-22-like
Exons: 12
Coding region: 477-2849 (790 amino acids)
Biological process (GO): multicellular organism development; adherens junction organization; calcium-dependent cell-cell adhesion
Cellular component (GO): catenin complex; adherens junction; plasma membrane
Molecular function (GO): calcium ion binding; cadherin binding
Source: RefSeq, a predicted model, not a curated record